This is a messenger RNA of Penicillium chermesinum, 708 nucleotides long. Its product is annotated as H/ACA ribonucleoprotein complex subunit GAR1/NAF1. The coding region runs from base 1 to 708 and encodes 235 amino acids. Gene Ontology annotation, molecular function: box H/ACA snoRNA binding. The transcript is spliced from 5 exons. Lineage: Eukaryota; Fungi; Ascomycota; Eurotiomycetes; Eurotiales; Aspergillaceae. The record is from RefSeq and is a predicted model, not a curated record. Gene Ontology annotation, cellular component: box H/ACA snoRNP complex. Gene Ontology annotation, biological process: snoRNA guided rRNA pseudouridine synthesis; ribosome biogenesis.
AUGGUUUGCGGUAUCGAAGAUUUCCACCACCCGAAAAUCUUCUCCGGCCAAGUCUACCCCCAGCAACAGCUUCCCAACAACACUACAAUGUCUUUCCGUGGGCGUGGAUCGGCCACCGGUUCCAACCGGGGUGGCUUUGGUAACCGUGGUGGCCGCGGAGGCUUCCAGCAAUCUUUCGGUCCCCCUGCCCAAGUGUUCGAAAUGGGAACUGUGAUGCACUCGUGUGAGGGAGAGAUGGUGUGCGAAUCCGUCAACCCCAAGAUUCCAUACUUCAAUGCUCCCAUCUUCUUGGAGAACAAGUCCCAAAUCGGUAAAGUUGACGAAGUUCUCGGCCCUAUCAACCAGGUCUACUUCACUGUCAAGCCCAGCGACGGAAUCGUGGCCACUUCCUUCAAGGCUGGCGAUAAGGUGUAUAUUGGCGGUGAUAAGCUGCUUCCUCUCGAGAAGUUCCUUCCCAAGCCCAAGCCUCCUCCAGGUGCUGCUAAGCCCAAGCGUGCCGGUGGUGCUCGCGGUGGUGCCCGCGGUGGCCGUGGUGCUCCCCGGGGUCGUGGAGGCUUCGGUGGUGGCCGUGGUGGUGCCGGUGGUUUCUCCCGUGGUGGUGGCCGUGGAAGCUUCGGAGGUGGUCGCGGCGGUGCCCCUCGCGGUCGUGGAGGUUUCGGUGGUGGCCGUGGUGGCGGCCGUGGUGGCGGUUUCCGUGGCCGUGGGUAA